GUUGCGAGAUCAACUUACCGUAGUUUAAACAAAAUAUUAUUUUCAAAAUUAUGUUUGAUUAUAAUAAAUCGAAUGGGAAAGUUUCAGUACCGUAGAAUUAGACUUCUAUAAAUUUUAAAUGUGACUAUUAAUGGCCAAUAUAACGAAUGGCUGGAUUUAGCUGGUAUUUGUCUGAAGGCUUCCAAGUAAUAAUUGAGAAGUCUAGAGAAGAAAAAUGCUCACUAAAGGAUGUACAAUUGCGUUUUCUGUGCCCUGAUGAUUUAGAAGAGGUAAGGGCACUAUGCAGAGAAUGGUUUCCUAUAGAAUAUCCACAAUCUUGGUACGAGGAUAUAACAUCGUCGGAGAAAUUUUUUGCUCUAGCAGCUGUAUAUAAGAGUCAAAUUAUUGGUCUCAUAGUUGCAGAGAUAAAGCCAUAUCUCAAAUUAAAUGCUGAAGAUAGAGGAAUACUAUCCAGAUGGUUCGCCUCCAAAGAUACCCUUGUAGCAUACAUACUAUCAUUAGGUGUAGUGCGUUCCUAUCGGCGAUCAGGUGUGGCCACAUUACUCCUAGAUGUAUUCUUGAAUCAUCUUGCGGGCCCAGUGUCUCAGCCUCCACACGAGCAUCGUGUUAAAGCAAUUUUUUUACAUGUCCUUACUACUAAUAAAGAAGCUAUACUGUUUUAUGAGAAAAAACGAUUUCACCUACACUCAUUCCUUCCCUACUACUAUUCCAUAAAGGGUAGAUGUAAAGAUGGAUUUACUUAUGUGUACUAUGUUAAUGGUGGACACGCCCCAUGGGGCCUCUAUGACUAUUUCAAAUAUGUUGCCAGGGCUGCUUUGAGAGGUGGUGGUCUUUACCCUUGGAUAUGGGGAAAAUUUCGUACAGCGCUCACAAUAGCAUGGCACAGAUAACCAGUGAAUGACAUUUUAAAAACAUAGACAAUUAAAAAUGUUUUUAAAUGAUAACAAACCGAUGUUAGAUGUUGACAAACUUAUGCUUGUCUUCCAAGUUUUACUAUACAGUGACUAAAUUUAUUAAAACUUGUAUAUUUUUAGUGACAUUCUGCCUUAUUCUACAUAAAGAUUCAGUAUAAUUCAUUUUUAAUUUCAAUAUAUACAUAAUGGCUGUGUACUCUUGCCAGAAAAACUGGGCAGAGACAAAUAUAAACAGAACAAAGACAAUUAUUAUAAGAUGACUGGUAUGUAAGAAUUUACUAUCAAGAUAAAUUUAAAAUGUAUAAUUUAAGAUGUUUUUGUUGUGACUUUACAAAGUCACUUAACAAUGCUAUUGUACUUGAAAGGUGUUUCAUUUAUAAUAGAGGCUAAUUAUAUAGAACUUGUAGAAAAGAUUAUGCAAACAUUUUCUUUAUUCUUAUUAAACACAGAUAAAAACAAACCUAAAUACAUAUAUAAUUUAAGCAUAGUCUAAAUUAACAACAUAGGUAAAUAAUAUAUUAUUUUUUCAAACUGAAAAUUAUUUGUUAAACCACCUUUGUGUUUAUUGUCAAAGAAUGUUAUUUUUUUAUUAUUAACUAACAAUAUAAGAUACAAAUUAUAAUACAAGGGGUAUAUCUAUUGUUAUUUUCUUCAUUUUAUUUUCGGGCUUGUAUUAAUUCUAUUGCAAUGUGAUGCAGCAUCAAGUAUAUUUAAGAAAGGAAGUUGCAUAGGAAAUUGCAGUUGUAUUUAAAUACCAUCCUUGAAAGGAUGAAAUGAAAUAAUUCGUUAUGGUCAAGAAAUAAUUUUUUGUUCUAUGUAUGAAAAAUUUAAUUAACUUUAUUAACAUCGAGGUGGUUCCUGGUGCGUUUGGUAUUGUUUUAAUCUAUUUUAAUGUAAAAAUUGGCACUUAAAUGUGACUUCAGCCAUUUUAUGUGAUUCAUUAAUUUUAAUAUCUUACUAAAAUUAAUUUAAUUUAUCCGUUUACGUAAUAUAUAGUAGGUUAUUUCCUUAUUGAUAUGGUUGAAGUGUUAUCUAGAACGUAAUAUGUAAUUUUUGAUCCAUUUUAUUUUUAUUCAUAUCCAGAACGUACUAUAUAUUAACGCGAAUUCAAAAUAAUGAUUUUAUUCACUGCCAGUAAUAAGAGCUGUAAUUAAAUAUAAGCAGUCUAAUGAAACCUCGUAAGAACUUGAACUUGAUUACUUUAAGAAAAAAAAUCUAGUCUGGCUGGAAUUACGUAAAAAAGAAGGUUAUAAAUUUUUAUCUAUUCGAAUUUAAUUUUUUUAAUGAAAAUUAUCAUCUAUAGUACGAUCUAUUCGAUUUAAUUGUAAAAUUUGUUAUAUAGAAACUACUGAGUACGUAUUGAGUGUAAAUGGCGUGGUAUUAAAUGUUGAAUGUGCCUGUGUGUUCACAUUGAGUAAAUUUGUACCGAGGAGUGCAUUAUUAAAUGUUAUAAUAUCAUGCAACACGUUUCAUAAAAUUCGUAAAUAUUUUCUGUAUAGCUGUAAAGUCAGGGAUGACAAAAUUCAAAUUUGGAAUAAUUGACAUAGAUGUUGGAUUUUAUUUUUUUGGUGAUUUUGUUUUAAUCUAUAUAAGAUUAGCACAGAGACCAAUGACUUUAGAAGUAAUUCCUAACACAGUAUCCUAAGUUUAUUUUUAUCACUUUGUCGCUUUAUUAACGAUAAUAUUUAAUUUAAAUUUAGAAUUGUGUCCGAUUACCAAAGUCAUGCAUGUAUUUCAUUAAUAGAUUUAUAUCUAAGGAAAUGGUUAUUGACAAUUAUAGUAUUAUUUUUGUGUUUAUUUGUGAUACGCUAAAAGUCAAAAUUAUUUAUGUCGCGCAAUGAAAGAUCAUCACCGAUAUUGAGAAAAGUAUUG
Messenger RNA from Pieris brassicae (large cabbage white), 2786 nucleotides. It is a transcript of the gene Naa60, whose product is annotated as N-alpha-acetyltransferase 60. Gene Ontology annotation, molecular function: histone acetyltransferase activity; protein-N-terminal amino-acid acetyltransferase activity. The transcript has 5 exons. The coding region runs from base 147 to 890 and encodes 247 amino acids. Gene Ontology annotation, cellular component: Golgi membrane. Gene Ontology annotation, biological process: N-terminal peptidyl-methionine acetylation. NCBI's taxonomy places the organism in Eukaryota, Metazoa, Arthropoda, Insecta, Lepidoptera, Pieridae. The record is from RefSeq and is a predicted model, not a curated record.